ACGCUUAGCGGAAGGGUAGUAGAUGGCGCCAGCUGCUGAUAGGUGCCAGCCAUCUAAGUGAGAGAUUUUUUGUCCCUCCCGCUUCAGUUAUCCCAAUCUGAGUUCCUAUUGGAGGACUAGCGAGAGGCACACGUUCUGUAACAGAUAAUCUCCCCUCCUCUGACCUAUUCCCAAGGGGGGAGUAGUUUAGUACGACGACACUUGGUGCGGUCACAAUGUCCCGGACAAACAUGGACCCGUUAAACACUCUUACCCGUAACUGCUAGUGUCGAUUCGGACUUACACCUAUUAGACUUACACCUAUGGUGGUGACAGAGACUCAUUUACGGGCAAUGGACACAGGAUUCAGUCCUACACUCAGUGCCGGACCUACGGCACCGCUUUCGUCUCGUGCUAAAGAUUUCUCCAUCGAUGCCCUGAUGGCAACUUCUCAUCCCAAUAGCGAAGACAGUAGCGAUACUGUCUCCGAUCGGGACAGUCCCUUGAUGAUCGAGCCCUGUAGUCCCACCGAUACACAAUUAACUGUGGUUAAUGACGUGCCGGAAGAUAAUCAUAAAGAUUGUGAAGACGAGGAGACGAGUGGAAGAAAUCUUUCGAGCAACGAUCAAGAUGAAGAAACGAAAACUAAAGAAAAAGCUAAAAUUAAUCCGAUGUUGUUAAGUAGAUGUAACUGUGAUGAAUUGAAUCGGAUAGACGGACAACUCGAAACUAAAGAUCUUUGGGAAAAGUUUCAUAAUCUGGGAACUGAGAUGAUCAUCACUAAAACUGGAAGGAGGAUGUUUCCGACGUUACGAAUUUCAUUCACCGGUACGGAUCCUAAAUUAAAGUAUGCAGUGUUACUGGAUAUAGUUCCUGUAGAUAAUAAGAGGUAUCGUUACGCUUAUCACCGAUCAGCGUGGCUCGUAGCUGGUAAAGCUGAUCCACCUUCUCCACCUCGUCUCUACGUCCAUCCCGAUUCACCUUUCACAGGGGACCAGCUAAAGAAGCAAGUGGUGUCUUUCGAAAAAGUUAAACUUACCAAUAACGAAAUGGAUAAACAAGGACACAUUGUUCUUAACUCCAUGCAUAAAUAUCAACCGAGGAUUCAUCUGGUUCAAUUGAAGAAUGAUUCUAAUCAAUGUCCCGUUAUUAAUGAUCUGGAAACUGAAUUUUUUCGUACGUACAUCUUUCCUGAAACAGUAUUCACGGCCGUGACUGCUUAUCAGAAUCAAUUGAUUACUAAAUUGAAGAUCGAUAGCAAUCCUUUUGCUAAAGGAUUCCGUGAUUCUUCCAGACUUACAGAUCUCGAAAGAGAAUCCGUAGAAGCACUUCUACGAGAGCAUACAUAUCGCUAUUUACCGUUCCGAACCCUGAUGACCGGAGACGUCACCACAGAUCAACAAGCCAUUGCAGGGGCCGCAGCCUUAGGAGGUGUUCCUCUACACAACGAUCUCCUCUUAAUGGCGGGCCAAGCCAAUGCGGGAACACCUUGGAAGUUCCCUUCGGUGCCUCUAAGUGUAGCCGAAAUUUCUUCACUCAUGGUCAGUCACCAACAAGCGGUGGCCAGUUUCGCAGGCUUGUACUUCGGACUACCCAGGACACUUUUCCCCCAAUUCUCCGUGGCGGGAAGUAACACCACCUCCUGCACUCCCACAACCUCCACCUCGACCAGCGAACCUCAAUUAACUUCUCGAAACCUCAGCGGUCCGUCGAUAGUACCGGCAUCGGGUAGUAACGGUGGUAUGUGUCUACCUAAUACACCCUACUCUUCUCGAUUCCAGUUAUAUCCGGGUGUCAAAUACCAUCCCUACUUUCAUCCUCGCCUACUUCAGGCAUCCGCAGCAUCCAAAUCCAGUUUAGAAUCCGUGGAUUGUGCAACAAUGGAAAACGCGCCAACACCGAAAGUGUAACUGUGCACACCCCCCAAAACCGUGUAUAGGGCAAUCUGCACCACCCAACACGUCACAGAGGAGGAAGAAACAAGAAAAAUAAAGGAGAAGAAGAGCACCUGCAAUGCACCAUCGUGGCAUAGGAACAGUUUGGGAGCCUCUCAGAUCCGCUCUCGAGAGGGGGGUGACAGUUGUGAAUGUACAAAAUAAUAAAGGACACGUGGUUUACAGUUUAUAAGAACAAAUUGGACGUUCGUUUAACUGUGAUUUUUAUUCUCGGAUCUGAAAAUAGUGUGUUUCAUCCACAAAUCUGACAUGUAUACGCCCCAAAUUAUUUUGGGAGUUUAAAUUCUGACUCGAUAUGUGUGUGUUUUCGUACCGUAUUUCCACACGUGGUAUGUUUUAUUUAUAAUAUAGCAUUUAAUGCUGAUUCAUUAUUAUAAAAGAAACAAAUCAAAUCGUUAAUAUUUACUGUUUAAAAAAAAUUACCACACGAAGGUUGUAACGGUUUAUUUUUUUCUUUCUUAUUCUUUCUUUUAAUCAUUGUUAAUUCGUAUAGAAUUUAACGAAGUUUCCACUUAUCAUGUGUGUAGUUUCCAUUGACUUGGACCAUUUUUUUCGGUCGGAAAUAUGAAAAAAACACACUUUACCUCAUUUGUAUAUUUAAAUUAUUGGGGUAUUUUUCUGUUUGUUUGUUUAAAAAAAAAGAAAAAAAAAUUGAUAAUAAUAAUAAGUAAA
This is a messenger RNA of Centruroides sculpturatus (bark scorpion), 2606 nucleotides long. RefSeq names its product T-box transcription factor TBX20-like. Gene Ontology annotation, biological process: positive regulation of DNA-templated transcription; regulation of transcription by RNA polymerase II; cell fate specification. The record is from RefSeq and is a predicted model, not a curated record. Gene Ontology annotation, molecular function: DNA-binding transcription factor activity, RNA polymerase II-specific; RNA polymerase II cis-regulatory region sequence-specific DNA binding. Bases 303 to 1889 code for a protein of 528 amino acids. The transcript is spliced from 7 exons. Lineage: Eukaryota; Metazoa; Arthropoda; Arachnida; Scorpiones; Buthidae. Gene Ontology annotation, cellular component: nucleus.